Molecule: messenger RNA, 303 nt
Organism: Letharia columbiana
Lineage: Eukaryota; Fungi; Ascomycota; Lecanoromycetes; Lecanorales; Parmeliaceae
Exons: 3
Coding region: 1-303 (100 amino acids)
Source: RefSeq, a predicted model, not a curated record
AUGUCCCUCCCAGCCAAUGACAUAGUUGAGGCCCUUGACGAUGUCAACAACUCCACCGACGUCACCGGGCUCCUUGAAAGCCUCACCGGUCUCGUGCAAAACGUUGUCAGUUUCCUUCCUACGCUCCUCGCCCAAAGCCAAGAGAACAACCGCGCUUUGGCGCAUAUAUGCAGUUUUACCCAGGCUUCAACUGGCAAGAACUACUGCUCUACGGCGUCAAGUGUCAUGGUGCCGUCGAUGCUGGGAAUGGUGGUUGCUGUGACGGUGGUGGUGUUGGUCAAUAUGGUCGACCACGUCCCUUAA